AUGGCGGAAUCUGAGAGACCCCACCGUUCAUCGAGUAUUAACAGCAGCAACAACGCAGCUGCAACUUCUUCUUCAUCAACAGAUCUAUUCAUUUGUUUCACAUCUCGUUUCUCUUCUUCUUCCUCCAUGCGUUUAUCUUCUCUAAGCCCAGCUCGCUCAGCUUGUCUCACCACUUCUCUAAGCCGUCGUCUCCGUACGAGCGGGAGCUUGAAGAACGGAGUUUUGAACUCUCCGAUGUUUGGUGUUAAUGGAAGGAAGAGAUCUGGAUCUGUUAGGGUUAAGACUAGGAAGCAUGUGAAGAAGAAGAUGCGAGCUAGAUCUAGGAGGAAAAAUGGUGAUACGAGUUUCAGAAGAAACUCCGGCGACCAAAACGACGGUGGUGGAUGUCGUUUCGACGCGAGUGAGAAUCGGUGGGUUCAUCUUCCGGUGACUAUCUGUGAGUCGUUGAGAGCGUUUGGGUCAGAGCUCAACUGUUUCUUCCCUUGUAGAUCUUCCUGUACGGAUAAUACUCAUCACAACAGAGAUCGAGAUGGGAGGAGAGUUGAAAAUCACGAUGGAGACGGAUGCGGCGGCGGAAAUUCAUGCGGUGCGGUUUUUACGAGGUGGUUUGUGGCGGUGGAGGAGACGCCGGGAGGGAAGAGAAGGGAGAUUGAGCUUGUGGGCUCGAUUUAA
This is a messenger RNA of Arabis nemorensis, 672 nucleotides long. The record is from the annotation of a GenBank genome assembly. Lineage: Eukaryota; Viridiplantae; Streptophyta; Magnoliopsida; Brassicales; Brassicaceae.